This is a messenger RNA of Recurvomyces mirabilis, 888 nucleotides long. RefSeq lists its product as uncharacterized. The transcript has 2 exons. The record is from RefSeq and is a predicted model, not a curated record. NCBI's taxonomy places the organism in Eukaryota, Fungi, Ascomycota, Dothideomycetes, Mycosphaerellales, Teratosphaeriaceae. Gene Ontology annotation, molecular function: tRNA binding. The coding region runs from base 1 to 888 and encodes 295 amino acids. Gene Ontology annotation, biological process: tRNA wobble uridine modification. Gene Ontology annotation, cellular component: elongator holoenzyme complex; cytosol; nucleus.
AUGCAUAGACUGACAACGACACAGGCUGCAAAUGUUCAUGUCAUCUUCGUUGCUUUUGAGACACUGCGCAAACCUCGAGACGUGGAUGCCCUGAUACCGGCCUGGAGUUUGGAUUUGAAGACUUGGCAGAAGCAAGUUGCGGAUGUCAUCAAAGAACAAAAAGGCCGAAGAAGCCUCAUCAUCAUCGAUACGACUAAUCCGCUCAGUGCCACCGAAGCAUCCAAUCUACCAGCUCUGCUAUCGUCAUUCAUCGGUCCAACUACCUCUCUACUAGCAGUCUAUCAUCUGGAUGUCCUUCACAGGCCUCAAGGGUGUGGCCACAAUGCAUACGCCCCAGCUCCGUUGACCCUACUCAAGUAUCUGGCCACCACGAUAUUUACUGUUCAUGCUCUACAACAUGUACUCGCAUGCAAAGCAGCACGCGAUCGCAGUCACGCCGAGCCAUUAUUCGGGCUCGAGGAAGGUACGGAAGGUGUACUGCAAGGUCUAGGUGCGAAUGGCAAGCAGGAGAUAGUGCUAGAGAUGGAGCAUAGACGGAAGUCAGGCAGAGGUGUGAGGGAGUGGUUCUAUUUGCCUCUACAACCCGCACCCAAGCCCGGUGUCUCAUCUGGCACUGCGAGCACAACCCACGCGACGAAAAUAGUUCGAUCAGGUAUACUACUGCUGGAGGAUCAUCCUCAGUACAGAACUCCCGAGCAGGAAGCAGAAGCUCAAGCUGGUAAUGGAGGCGGUACCUUCGAGCUCGGGCUGACGGAGAAGCAAAGGAGGGACAGAGAAGGCGUGGUGUUGCCGUACUUCGACGCCCAGAAAGGUGGUGGCGAUGGAGGCAGGAUUCUGUAUGAUAUGGGAAGUGAGGAUGAUUUUGACGAGGACGAGGAUGAAAUCUGA